This is a messenger RNA of Dipodomys spectabilis (banner-tailed kangaroo rat), 1745 nucleotides long. RefSeq names its product SET domain containing 6, protein lysine methyltransferase (gene Setd6). The record is from RefSeq and is a predicted model, not a curated record. Gene Ontology annotation, biological process: peptidyl-lysine monomethylation. The transcript is spliced from 9 exons. Gene Ontology annotation, cellular component: nucleus. The coding region runs from base 33 to 1364 and encodes 443 amino acids. Gene Ontology annotation, molecular function: protein-lysine N-methyltransferase activity; protein binding. NCBI's taxonomy places the organism in Eukaryota, Metazoa, Chordata, Mammalia, Rodentia, Heteromyidae.
CGGUGCGGCCCGAGCGCGGUGGCGGUCGGGGCAUGGCGACGCCGGCCAAGCGCCCGCGGGUCGGCGGGCCGGGCUCGGACCCCGUGGCCGGCUUCCUGCGCUGGUGCGGCCGAGUGGGACUGAAGCUGAACCCCAAGGUGGCGGUGAGCCGGCGGGGGACGGUGGCCGGCUACGGCAUGGUGGCUCUGGAGGGCCUGCAGCCCGGGGAGCUGCUGUUCGCGGUGCCCCGGGCCGCGCUGCUGUCUCCGCACACCUGCGCCAUCAGCGGUCUGCUGGAACGAGAGCGAGCUGCGCUGCAAAGCCCGUCGGGCUGGGUGCCGCUGCUGCUGGCGCUGCUCCACGAGCUGCAGGCCCCGGCCUCCCACUGGAGCCCCUACUUUGCGCUCUGGCCCGACCUGGGCCGCCUGGAGCAUCCCAUGUUCUGGACCCAGGAGGAGCGGCAACGCCUGCUGCAGGGCACUGGUGUUCCAGAGGCGGUGGAGAAGGAUUUGGCCAACAUCCGCAGCGAGUACCGUUCCGUUGUGCUGCCCUUCAUGGAAGCCCACCCUGAUCUCUUCAGUCCCAAGGUUCGCUCUCUGGAGCUCUAUCACCAACUCGUGGCCCUCGUAAUGGCCUAUAGCUUUCAAGAGCCAUUGGACGAGGAGGAUGAAGAGGAGCCAAACUCCCCUGUGAUGGUGCCUGCUGCAGACAUACUGAACCAUCUAGCCAAUCACAAUGCCAACCUAGAGUACUCUGCGGAUUAUCUUCAGAUGGUGGCUACUCAGUCCAUUCCAAAAGGCCAUGAGAUUUUCAACACUUAUGGGCAAAUGGCUAAUUGGCAACUGAUUCAUAUGUAUGGUUUUGUUGAACCAUAUCCUAACAACACAGAUGACACAGCUGACAUUCAGAUGGUAACUCUUCGUGAAGCUGCAUUACAGGGAGCAAAAAAUGCAUCUGAAAGGCUCCUCCUGUACGAGCGCUGGGAUUUCUUGUGCAAACUGGAGAUGGUAGGGGAAGAGGGAGCAUUUGUGAUCGGGCGUGAAGAGGUGUUAACUGAAGAGGAGCUGACCACCACACUCAGGGUACUAUGUAUGCCUGCUGAGGAGUUCAGAGAAUAUAAAAACCAGGAAGGAUGGGAAGAGAGUGAAAGCAAAGGCAGCCUGUGUAUUUCCAACAUUCCCAAGCUCAAAGCAUCAUGGAGACGGCUUCUUCGAGACAGUGUCCUGUUAACACUGCAGACAUAUGCCACAGAUUUAAAAACUGAGCAAGAUUUGCUUAGUAAUAAGGAGCUCUAUGCCGGACUCAGCUCAAGGGAACAGCAGGCCUUACAGGUUCGCUAUGGUCAGAAGGUGAUCCUACAUCAGUUGUUAGAACUGACAAGUUAGUAUCUUCCUUGUUCCCUGAAGGAUCAGUAGUAGUGCUUUAUUAUAAGCCAAUAGUUUGUUGCCUUCAAAGAGGAAAACUGGGGCUUUUGCUUUUAUUACUUACCAGAAGGUAAAAAGUGCUAGAAUUCACAGACCAGGGAGGUGAGGGUUCACUAAACAAUUGUUAAUGAAUUCUGUAGCUAUUCUUCCCUUGGAACCAUUGACUUUUUUUUUUUUGAACUUGCAUUUCUUGUUGGAGGACAGGACUGGAACUGGAGUUGUUUGCUCAAGAUAAUAUCAAGGGAGUCAGCCCCAUUUAUGUAAGAUUCCAGCUGUUUACUUAUGAAGCUUUUUGUGUUCACUAGCCAUAACGCCUACCCUCAUUAAAGAUAAAUUAUGUAA